Molecule: messenger RNA, 1143 nt
Organism: Archocentrus centrarchus (flier cichlid)
Lineage: Eukaryota; Metazoa; Chordata; Actinopteri; Cichliformes; Cichlidae
Exons: 6
Coding region: 1-1104 (367 amino acids)
Molecular function (GO): ubiquitin-protein transferase activity
Source: RefSeq, a predicted model, not a curated record
AUGGACCCCGCAGACUUCGAUCUACAGGAGCGCAAUGCGGUAAUGGAAUAUUACCGAACUGAAAAGAUGAGGUGGAAGGCCUGGCUCGCCCCGGAGCGCAAGUCUGAGUUUAUUGGCACUCGCCUGGCCCUGGGCAGGCCGGCUAGCUGGCAAAGGUCCCAGCAACGUCGCGCUCCACCUCAGCCUCGAGCCCAAGCCUCACCAUGGCAGCUGAUCGCUCCGCCAGCUGCAACCCCUCCGCCUGUUCUGAAGGCGAUCACAGUGGGCGGCUACUUCUCUUCGCCAGUCUCAUCUCCACGUCGCUGCCGCUGGGAGCGCGGUCGGCCUCCAGUCUCGUCUCCACAUCGCCACCGCCGCUGGGAUUGCGAAAAACCUUGCUCGUCAUAUAAACAGUUCCUGGAAUACCGAAGCUCGAAGUCCAAAGAGCGUCAGUCUUUUAACUACGGGCCUAGAGGAAGACACCGGGCUAAAGAACAAAAACACGUCCAGAGAUGCACUGGGACAUCAAGCUACAAUUCAGCCAGGACAGCUGUUAGGGAGGAUGAAUACUUCCUGGCAGGACAGAUGAUUGCAGUUUCAGUUGUACAUGGAGGUCCGGGACCCCAUUUCCUGUCAGAAGAUCUUGUACAGUAUCUUGCUGGCCAGCCUUCAUUCAAACCAACAGUUAAUUUAAUAACUGAUGAAGAAAUAGGGAAAGCUUUGCGAGAGAUUGAGAAUGCUGCUACAUUGGAUGCUCUACAAGAAUGUAUCAUGAGACACAGCACAAUGUUGCAGACAGCAGGCUGUCUUAGACAUGUGGCUGCUGUGGACGAAAAGACAGAAAUUGUGGCCAACUACCUCCAGUGGUAUAUUUUUGACCGCAACUCAUCUGUAAUUGACAGAUUCAAAGAUGGUCUUUCAGCUCUUCAGUUCCUGACUGCACUACAGCAACACCCUACUUUGCUGACCCCUGUCCUGUGCCACUGUGAAAAGCGACUGACUGCCUUUGAGCUUGAGAGACUCUUCAAACCUCAACUCAGCCCUUCAGGGAGUAAUAGGAGACUGAAAGAAAGCCAAACCUUGGCCUGCUGGGCAGACUAUCUCCUUGAUUGUGAAGGUUUGUAAGGUUUUAUUUGUACCUACUUGGAAAACCACGUUAGCCUG